This is a messenger RNA of Micromonas commoda, 177 nucleotides long. RefSeq lists its product with no specific name. The coding region runs from base 1 to 177 and encodes 58 amino acids. The transcript has a single exon. Lineage: Eukaryota; Viridiplantae; Chlorophyta; Mamiellophyceae; Mamiellales; Mamiellaceae. The record is from RefSeq and is a predicted model, not a curated record.
AUGAAGACCGCGUUCGACGGAGCGCGGUACGCGGUGGGCGCCACCGAUUCCAUGCAGGGCACCGGCGUGUGGUCCGGCAUCAAGCUUAGCCGCGACGACGCCAAGCCCACGGCCAAGCCCGCGAGCAAGGCUGCGAAGAAGUCGCAGCCUGCUAAGUUCCCGGUGAAGGCCAAGUAA